Candoia aspera is the source of this 3270-nucleotide messenger RNA. It is a transcript of the gene ODAD1, whose product is annotated as outer dynein arm docking complex subunit 1. Gene Ontology annotation, biological process: outer dynein arm assembly; cilium movement. Gene Ontology annotation, cellular component: axoneme. Lineage: Eukaryota; Metazoa; Chordata; Lepidosauria; Squamata; Candoiidae. Bases 233 to 1852 code for a protein of 539 amino acids. The transcript is spliced from 16 exons. The record is from RefSeq and is a predicted model, not a curated record.
UGUUAGGCUUGCACAUGCGCAGUGGGAGGACAGGCCUGGAAGGAUUGGUGGAAAGCUGAUGCAUUUCUUGGAGAUGGUUGCUAACAACUGAGUGAACAAAAGCAACGGGUGAUGUUGGCAGGAGAGAUCGGAAGACUAUACCAGAGCAUACCAAAAUACUGACUGCCUAAACUUUAAUUGUAUAUUUGUCAUAGGGUUUCUCCAGUAGAGAGCAAGCAGGUAGAACUUGAAGAUGCCAUUCUUCAAAUCUACUUCAAGCCUUCGUUCGGAGAGUAGUGAUGGGGACCCAGAAGGCCUAGCUGAAAGCGAGUUGGCCAAGCUGCAGCGCCAGUUCCGCCUUUUAGAAGGUGACCGCCAUGCUUACGCCUUGGAGUCUCGUGAAACCAUCCGCAGACAGAUGGUUGAGGUCAAGCGCCUGGAAAAAGAGAACGAAGACCUGCGAUACAAGCAGGCUGUGGUUGAGGGCCAGGCCAACCAGAAGAAAGAAAAAGUCAAAAGUGACGCUCUCCGGUCCUUGCUGACUCAACGGGAUGAAGUAAAGGAACAAAUAAUUAAAGAAAAAAAGCGGAUGACUCGGCUUGAUCAGGAGAUCCAAACCUGGGAGAACCGUUUGGCUGAACGGAAGCAGGUGGUGGGCAGUGAUGCCCUGAUCCAGGAACAGAGAACCCAUUUGCAAAGAAGGAUACAGACAGUAGAAAACCAACUAGAUAAGAUCUCCAACGAAUUCAGUUCUCAGCUCGUCUUGAAUUCACAGCUACGUGAGGAUCUAGAAAUUCUCCGAGCUGGACAUGAUCGCUUUGAACAGCAGUAUAAAGAUUUAGAGAAGGAGCUGCUGGAUACUCGUAACACCAUAGUCACCGUUGUCAGCACAUCCUCUGCAGCUUAUGAUGCAAGAGAUGAAGCUCAUUCCCGUUUGGGCCAGCUGCGGGACAAAGCAGAGAAGGAUUUAAAGCAGUAUGUGUCUGAGAUGAAAGAAUUGGAGCGCUUCCUAGAGAAUGACAGGCGUAUGUCUGAAUUCAUCAACAUCAAGCUGCAGGAAAGGACCUUUACUGAAGAAGCACUGAAAGCCAAGGCAAAGAAACAGGAAGAACGCAGACGGAAAGAUAGUGAGGAAGAGUUGCUUGAAUCUUACAGCAAUACCUUUGAUAAACUCCUGGAGCUCACUGGCUCAAAAAAUCUGAAUAUGGCACUGGAUACAUUUAUUAAAGACAGGGAACGGAAUUUUGCUCAGUUCAACUACGUCAAUGAGCAAAACAGCCAGAAGGACCGACUAUGGGAAGAAAUUCAUGAGCUUUGUCAUGAGAUCCAGGAGAUUCAAAAGCGGAAUGGUCAAAGGGAGGCCCAGCAGCUGUUGAAGCUCCAAGAAACUGAAGACAGACAGGAGGAGACGGUGAAACAGGCCAAUCAGGCUGAGCAGAGUCUGAAAAAGCAUCUCAAGAUUUGGGAGCAGCUUAAAAGUGCAAUUGAGUCUCUCUUCUGGAAACUGCAGUGUGACCAUUCCACGCUGGAAAAAGUGCUGGGGGGGACAACGACCACUCAGGAUGAGAACGUUGCCAUUUACCUGAGCGUGAUUGAACAGAAGGUUAAUGAGCUGCUCACAAUAUAUUCCUACAAGACGGCUGAGGACAAAAAUGAGCCCUACGAUACUGUGGAGACAGCACAGCUGCUCCUGGGGCAGACACCAGGGCUGCGGCCAACUGCAGUCGCCAUUCGGCCACCCACAGCUGGACUUGGCCAUGAGCUAAUACAAGAAGAAGACCAGAGACCUUUAACUCAUGAGGAACUCAGAGAAAAAGUAAUAAAGGAUAUCCUAAGCAAGGCAGCGGCACUUUCUCUAAAGAAAAGCACGUAAUGUGCAGUGCAGUGACUGUAUCCUGGGACUAACACAAACAAGAAAUAACUUCUGGCCUCGAAUAGGAAUCUCAAUGCAGCCUGGGCUAUGCCAACCAAAGAAGAAAACUGUGGUGUCACUGAGGCAGGUUUGCGUUCCAGUUGUGGCUCCUGAAACAUUGUUUUUAACACCAUUGCCCUCUGCCGCAUCCUUUCUCAUGUCUGGAAGGGUUGGUGUGGCUGAGUGUAGCCUUCAUCCUGCAGGAUCCUUCACUCUGCUGUAGACCAUGGAAAAUCUUCCUCCUUCUGGUGAAUUGUCCCUUCUCUGGGCUGCUUAUGUGAUCAGGACAGAUGUAUUGUGUCAAUGGUACAUAAUUCAUGGCUGUCUUACCAACCAAGCUGUUUGCUUCCGUACUGCCUUUAAAUAGAUGCCUUUAAUUUGACUCCACAUUCUCAUGCAAAGAGAGAAUGCAUUGUAAAAUUUUUGCCUAUAGCAGUGGUAUUUUACCUUGCCACCACUCCUGUGAAGGAAGCAAGAAUGUCCAACUUCUUGGUCGUAAAAUAAGGUCCUUGUUGGGCUAGAAACAGGUGACCAAAUUCGCUCUAUUCCCCCAGUGGCAUCUUGUAUCAACAACAGUUCUUUCUCCUGUUGGUCUCCUUAGCUGUCAGAGUGCUUGAGGCCCACAAGGGGUAUAUUGUGUCUUUUGAUGUAUCUGAGCAGGAAUUGGGUGUAUUUAAAGCACUUAGCCACAUCUUGAAAGGGUGUUUCUUUUUUUAAAAACCAAACAGCGAGCAUGUUCCUCAGAGUGUGGUUUUUACCACAUGGACAUCUAAUAUGAGGCUGUAUCAGUCCCACACAAAGUUCCCAUUUACCACUGCCAGUUAGAGCUUCAUAAGUGGUGUAUGCAAAAGUUUUUUUUCCCCAAAGUAAAAUUGAAACGUACAUGAAAACUGCACUAAUUGAGGUGCCUGUCAGAGGAGCAGUUUCCUCAGGAUAGUUUUUUUUCAUUCUCUUUAGCCCCCUUUCUCGAAGUAUUUUUUUAAAAAAUCCCCCAUUAUUUCAGCAUCCCCCCUUAAGUUGUUCCUUGAUUUCCCCCAAACCAUUUUCCCCUGGAGGGCCCCUAUUUCAGGCCUCUUGGCAGUGUCUCAGAGAAGAAUCUUAGGGAAGCUAUUCCUCUCUCAAGGAUGAUCAUCAUGAAAAAAAAAUCUGAUAGUUUCACUGAAGGAAAAUAGAUGCUUUCUUUCAAUUCUGCCAUUCCUGUGGGUGUGGCAUGCAGGGGUGAUGUGUGUGUAUCUGUGUGUGUGGGAAGGGAGGAGAGGUGGAGACUGGUCCCAAAUGGGCUGACACAUGCACAGUCCUGCGGCAAGUGAAAAGACUAUCGUGGUUUUUUGAUGAUCAGUGUAAAUCGAAACUGGAUGAUUAAAAGGUUUAAUUGACAA